GUAAUACAUGGGCUGACAUCCAUAUCCCAGAUCCCGCCCUGGAUGAGUUUUACCAGGAUGAGAUUCACGUAGCUCGCAGAUUCAAGGCGUUCUCACUGCGGCAAAAAUCUGAGAGCAAGCUCAUCAAAAACAUGCGACGCCUGUAUGGAAAGCAUUUUUCGGUCAUCUUGGGUGAUUGGAGCGACGCUGGAAAAACCAUGCGCUUUCAGGAGUCAUCAAAGACCAAAGGGUGAGUGACCAUCAUUGUUUUUUAUGUAUCAUUAUGCUAACUCAUCAUGGAACAGAUUCCGCACACUCUUUGCGAGAAACGGCAUUCCAUGCUACUUGCUGGAUGAGUAUCGAACGUCGUCCGUGUGCCCACACUGCCACGGGCGUGUGAGGAAAAACAUCCGACGCCGGCUGUCACCUCGGCCGUGGCAAGCUCGAAAGGGAAGAAUGGAAUUCGUCCAUGGAUUGGUGGGUUGCCCCAACCCCGAAUGUAUCAACCAGGACUGGACGCCAUUUGAGAUUCCUGGAAGACGACCACUACGACUACGGAUGAAAGUGCACAAUCGGGACGUCCUAAGCACCAAGAAUUUCGUCUCGAUUGUGCGUUCGGUGGUGUUUGGCGAUGGCCGCAGACCAGACGCAUUCUCCCGUAACCGGUAGUCUAGAAUUUUCACCCCAUUCCAUUUUCCGUGGUGGUUAUCUGCCAUCCACAUCAUUGUACCUCUGCCUGAGGCGUCGCCGAUGAUGGCAACUUGUAAAAUGACAAAGCGUGCAACGCAUCCUGG
Molecule: messenger RNA, 773 nt
Organism: Fimicolochytrium jonesii
Lineage: Eukaryota; Fungi; Chytridiomycota; Chytridiomycetes; Spizellomycetales; Powellomycetaceae
Exons: 1
Coding region: 253-648 (131 amino acids)
Source: RefSeq, a predicted model, not a curated record